AUGGAAGAAGCCGAAUGUCCGCGGACCCCGGACUUGAUCGACUGGAGUCGCCCGCUGUCGCCCUGGGCUGAUGAAAACCCGGCGACGCGUACCGGUGAUGCCAAUGGCGGCAUGGACCCCGACUUGGAGGCGGACCGACAUGUUUCUGCCAGCGCUACAGGAACCGUGAGCACGGAAGUGCCGCCGUCUGUGUAUUUCACGAUACAUCGGAUUCGGCGUCUCGUACUCGCAAGUAUAGAUGACCCGUACACUCUGGACCAGCUCCGUGAGCCGCGGAUGAACCUACUGGUUGUAAGACCUCUUGUGGAUCGUUUAUAUGACCCCGACGACCCUGCUGUCGUCUACUGCCUCUUCGCGAACCGGAUCCAAUUUCUGAGGCAACACACUAGCACCGCGCGUCAGACCGUCAAUGUCGCCCGCGCUACCCUAUGCGAGCUUGUCGCCAGUCGCGUGCUGCGCCGAUAUCAUGAGGAUCAUCCCGGUCAGAUAGGCCUCCUCAUUUUGGCACAUAUACUUGUCGAAGGGUUUGAUCCCUUCCAGGGCGCACCCGAGGAGGUUGAGAGCGAGUGUCGCCAGCUGCAAUGGCCCAUCCAACGACGCGACGGGCAUGAGAGGAAGCUCACAACCUUGGAGCUGGCAAUCAUUUCGGAGAGCAAACUCUUUCUGAGUUCAUCGGCAUGCCAGAGGUUGGUUGACGCCGUUUGGAACGGAGUGGUAACCUACACCCCUCUGUCCUUUGUCGAUAUCCUUCCAGAUCAUUACGAAUACGCCUCGGUUUCUCUUUAUGAACCGCACCAGGCACCGCUGCUUGACGUGGGACGUCUAUUGGUCCCAUGGAUCCGACAGAUGAUAGAGCUGUUCCAGUUCAUUACCCUGGUCAUCUUAUACAUAUUGACAAUGGUGAACCGGAGCAGUCCCACUCUUAGUGGGUGGGAAUGCGUCUUUGCCAUAUACACUGCGGGAUGGACUCUCAAUGAAUUCGCAGCCAUCAUCGAACACGGCUGGGUUGUCCACUCUCAGACCCUGUGGUCGUUCCUCGAUAUUACGUUCAGCCUCAUCUUUAGCUGUUACAUUUUCGCACGCAUUUACGAUACCAUGGGCUAUCAAGGGGUUGUUGCCGACGGAUACGGCGUGCACAUUCUCUGCGUUGCCGCUCCUGUUCUUCUCACCCGCCUCGCCUUCACCCUUUUACCUGACAACAUUGUCUUCAUAGCCAUGCAUGCCAUGAUGAAAGACUUUACUCGUCUGACUUUCAUCUCCAUUUGGUGUUUCAUGGGCUUUUUCCUCGCCUUGCAUUGGCUGGUAGGAAGCAACGAUGACACGUCCGCUGUUGCCGGGGGAAAGGCUGCCCUGACUUGGUAUGAGACAUGCAAAUGGCUCAUAUGGACGUGGUUCGGACUAGACGGCACUGGCAUCGACCGUUCUGACGAAUUCCACCCGAUUCUCGGUCCGGCACUUAUGAUCGCAUUUGCAUUCCUCGGCAACAUUUUGUUUCUUACGAUUCUCGUCGCGAUUCUGAGCAACACGUUCUCAAAGCUGAUCUCCGACGCGCCCGCCGAAAUACAGUUUCGCCGCGCCGUACUAACGUUUGCGGGCGUGAAGAGCGACUCAAUAUUCUCAUAUCCACCCCCAUUCAACCUCCUUGCUCUCGCGGCACUAUUGCCUCUCAAGUCGAUGCUGAGCCCGCGGUCCUUCCACGACGUCAAUACCUCACUCAUCCGCGCCCUCAACGCACCGGCGUUGAUGAUCAUCAGCGCUCUUGAGCGGCGUCGUGUAGCACACCCGCGCCGUGCAAGGUCGCAGUCCCUUCUCAACUGGAGCUUCAGUGGUUUCAACCCACAUGGAGACAUCCAGGCAGUCUUCAAGGUGGAACCGCCGCCGGCUGUGGAGCGGGAGCUGGAAGAGCUAGACAACUUAAGCGACGUUGGCUUCGCGGAAAGCGAACUGGGCGACAGAGAACCAUGGGACGUUGGCCGGUCAAUGCCGAGACGGCGACCGGUUAGGAGGAGGCGUCCCGCAAGAAUGGGAUCGCCAAUCAGCAUUGUGUUCCCCCUGCCAAGUGUGCAGCGUGCUGGCACAAAUGAGUUUGAGCCAUUGUCUGGGUCACCUGUAAGGAGGCUGUGA
Colletotrichum graminicola M1.001 is the source of this 2124-nucleotide messenger RNA. RefSeq names its product nonselective cation channel. NCBI's taxonomy places the organism in Eukaryota, Fungi, Ascomycota, Sordariomycetes, Glomerellales, Glomerellaceae. The coding region runs from base 1 to 2124 and encodes 707 amino acids. The record is from RefSeq and is a predicted model, not a curated record. The transcript is spliced from 4 exons.